UGGGGUGGGCGUGAUAAUUAAUUAUGAUCCGCCACCACGGCGCGGCGCAGGCUACUCGCUCAAAACUGUGAGGUGCAACUCCCGAUAAAACGCCGUAUGGAAAGCUAGCUUCCUUUGCAAUCCAUCGGCCUAGUAGCGCUAGAGACGAGGCGAGAGAAGCAGCAGUGAGCUGCGGCCAGCCAGCACGAUAUAGAGGAGAGCGGAGGGGGGUCAAGGAAGGAACGGAGAGGAGAAGCAGGGGAGGGCACCAAUGGCGGGUCGCUUCCUCUUGGCCGUCCUCCUGGCGUCGUCCUCUUGGGUCGCUGCGUCCGCCGGCGCCGCGGACGAGGUCAUGGUCCCCCGCCCGGCGGCGGCGCUCACCUUCGGGGAGGGCUACACCCAGCUGUUCGGGGACUCCAACCUCAGGCUCCACGGCGACGGCAAGCGAGUCCACAUCUCCCUCGACGAGAGGACAGGUUCCGGGUUCGCGUCGCAGGGCGCGUACCUCCACGGCUUCUUCAGCGCCAGCAUCAAACUGCCGUCCGACUACGCCGCCGGCGUCGUCGUCGCCUUCUACAUGUCCAACGGCGACGUGUACGAGAAGACGCACGACGAGCUGGACUUCGAGUUCCUGGGGAACGUCAAGGGGAAGGAGUGGAGGGUGCAGACCAACGUGUACGGCGACGGCAGCACGGCGGUCGGCCGGGAGGAGCGGUACGGCCUCUGGUUCGACCCCACGCAAGACUUCCACCGCUACGCCAUCCUCUGGACCAAUCGCACCAUCGUGUUCUACGUGGACGGGACGCCGAUCAGGGAGGUGGUGAGGAGCGAGGCGAUGGGGGCGCAGUUCCCGUCCAAGCCCAUGUCGCUCUACGCCACCAUCUGGGACGGCUCCAGCUGGGCCACCUCCGGCGGCCGCUACAAGGUGGACUACAAGUACGCGCCCUACGUCGCCGAGUUCACCGACCUCGAGCUCCGCGGCUGCGACCAGCCGGCGGCGUGCGAGCCGGAGGGCGGCAGCGCGAUGCCGUCCAGGCAGCGGGCGGCGAUGGAGAGGGUCCGGGCGCGGCACAUGACGUACGGGUACUGCUACGACCGCGCGCGGUACCCGGCGCCGCUGCCGGAGUGCAGGGUGGGCGCGGAGGCGGCCAUGUACCUCCCGUCGGGCGAGGCCAGGUCGUCGGACCGGCGCAGGCACGGCAAGCGCCACCGUCGUGCCGGCGCCGCGGACUCCUCCCUCUGAUCUGUCUGAGGAUCGUUGCUGACUGUGGGCAGCGUGCUCGUGUAAUCGGGUUAUGCCGUGUCAUGUGUAAUGUGAUUUGUAGCUUCAUUGUUGCGUAACUGAGCUAGCAAGUAGCAGUCGGGUUGACCAGUUCAGCAUUUCGUAUCCAUCCUUCGCGGUGCCGGCGCCACACAACGCCACGCCCACACCUAGGACGAGAAUUUGGAGGCGAUGUUAUCUAGGAGAGGGGACCUGGCUGGCAUCCUCGGACUGAAGAAUUGAACACUUGGUCAACCAGUUGGUUGGCACGGGCGGCCACUGAAUAUGACCAAACGAAGGCGACCAGAACGAUUGAACGAGAUCAGCAACUGGGAGCAUAUCAUCAAACAUCAGACGGACAAACAAGACGGCGGCAUGAGUAGACAAGUUGAGAUUCACAGACUAGUCUAGUCGGGACCAAUGAACAACAAUCAGCGGGGCUAUAUUUUCAGCUUGUCUUUUUUUUUUCGAAACGAUAUUUUCAGCU
Triticum aestivum (bread wheat) is the source of this 1727-nucleotide messenger RNA. Its product is annotated as probable xyloglucan endotransglucosylase/hydrolase protein 27. Lineage: Eukaryota; Viridiplantae; Streptophyta; Magnoliopsida; Poales; Poaceae. Gene Ontology annotation, cellular component: cell wall; apoplast. Gene Ontology annotation, biological process: xyloglucan metabolic process; cell wall biogenesis. The coding region runs from base 251 to 1222 and encodes 323 amino acids. The record is from RefSeq and is a predicted model, not a curated record. The transcript has 4 exons. Gene Ontology annotation, molecular function: hydrolase activity, hydrolyzing O-glycosyl compounds; xyloglucan:xyloglucosyl transferase activity.